UUCAACUGAAAUUUUGUUUUUCUAACAACGAACGCGGACAAAAAAAAUAAAAAGUGUUUGCAAGAAAAAUAAGUGAUAAAUAAAAUCAUUACAAAUUCGGAAAUUUAUACUUGGAAAAAAGAAUACAAAGUAUAAUUAUUUAAAAAAAACUUCACAUUUAAAAUUAUUUAUUCAAAUAAAAUAUAAAUAGUUAAAAGAAAAUAUUGCAUUCCUUUAAAAAAAAAAGAAAAUGUCGCAAUACGAUGAUGAAAAACAAGCCAUGCAAUUGCUAACCCAAAAAUAUGUGGAUAAAUUAACCGGCAUUUGGGAACAAAUAUUUCAUCCUGAUACAUGCAGGGAAAAUCUACGCAAGCUUGUAGAUCAUGCCACCUAUUUCUAUGGUGAAUUGGUGGACGAAUCGUUGUCACGUAAAACAUUUAUAGAGAACGAAAUCAAUGAUUUGAAAAAAGAGGCGGAAAAUUUAAAACGGUUGCUAAAGACCGACGUACAAUUGCCCUGUUACGAAAGCAAUGAAGUGCCUUUACUAAUAGUGCAAUCGGAACUGGACAAAAGUCUAGAGGACCUCAGAGAACAGUUGCGACUGCGCAAAGAACAAAUCUGUGAGCUGUUGUUAGAACAAGAUGCUUUAUGUGAGGAACUGGGAGAGCCCCCACGUGCUUUAUUGGCCGAUCCUUUGCCGACAGCUGAAGAAAUCGAAAAUUUCCGCACACACUUGGAGUCCCUAAGAGAUGAACGAGUAGAACGCAUGAACAAAGUGUCCACUAUGAGAAGAGAAAUUAAAAAUUUCCUACAAAUUUUGGACUUGAAGGUAAAUACCGAACAUGAGGAUGGCCUACUGAAUCAUCGACAAAUUAAAAUGAAUAAGGAAACAUUUGAAGGACUCAAACGUAUGCAUGAUUUGUAUGGUUCCCAAGUGAAAGAGUUACGUGACACCAUACAGGGCAUGCGCAACAAAUUGGACACUUUGUGGGAUCGUUUAAAAACUUCACCCAAUACGCGCCAUAAGUUUAAUCGCUAUAAUGAUUUCAAUCAACACACCUAUGAAUUAUUCUACGACGAAUUACAGCGCUGCGAAACUUUAAAAAGCCAAAAUAUUAAACUAUUUGUGCAGCAGAUACGCGAUGAAAUAUCAAAAUGGUGGGAAAAGACCUUAAAAUCAGAAGUACAAAAAAGCCGUUUUUCAAAUUUCACCUCCACGUGUUACACGGAUGAUUUAUUGGUGUUGCACGAAAUGGAAUUGGAGGAUCUGAAGUUGUACUAUGAGACCAACAAGCAAAUAUUUGACUUAUAUGCUGACCGCAAUAUUUUAUGGGAUCGUAUGAAUGCUUUAGAAAGUAAAGCCUCAGAACCGGGUCGAUAUAACAAUAGAGGAGGCCAGCUGUUGAAAGAGGAAAAGGAACGGAAAACCAUAGCUACCAAGUUGCCAAAAAUUGAACAACAAAUCUGUGAGCUGGUAAGGCAAUACGAAGAAAUAGAACAUGCUCCCUUUUUGGUGUUUGGCGAAAAUAUAAUCGAUGUUAUGGCGGCGCAAUGGGAUCAAAAACGCCGUGAUAAAGAAAUGUUGCAGUCGGCUAGAAAAAAUGCGGGUAAACAGAAAUCAGCGACCAAAACAAACUCCACUAUGAGAACGCCUUUGUCGAUGAAAAAUGCAUCCUCAGUAAGUUCUCUAAGAAAAACUCCCUCCACUAGUUCUCUGGCCUCUAAUGCGGCAGCAUCUUCCCAAAAACGCAAACUAAAUCCCACAGACCGUAACACACCCAUGGCCAAGCGUUCUCUAAUGAAUGCCCUGAAUAGUCCCAGUGUUUUUUUAAAACCAUCCACAAGUAAAAAUAAUAUACAACAUACUACCAGCUCAGCCUACUCUAGCAGUAAAUCUAACAAACUCAAUAAGUCGGGAUCAAGUUUUAAAUCGCCUAUGAAAAAAAGUAAACUUAUAGCCACCACCAUACGUCGGCGCAGUGGAAGACAUAGUGGCAAUUUGAAAAAACGUCGUUCCAUGAGUAAGACUCCCUCUUCGGCCAAGCCUUUACCUAAAAUUGUUAUAAACAGCUGCCAGUCGGAUGGCUAUAGUACAGAUUAUAAUGCCGACGAUACUUAUGAAUCGUUUCAAAAGAGCAUAGAACCUGCCUCACGUUCAUCACUCAUACAAAAUGUUACUCUCAGCAGUGAUUCUUCGCGCACAAAGCGCAUGCAAAGAAUUGUAGACGAUGAAAAUACCAGAUUGGCCAAACUACCCAGACCUAGAAUUGUAAAUCGCACUCCGUCCAAACAACACGCCAGCUUCUCGAAUCUUCAACGCACUCCCACCCAUAACAAUCAUCAUUCGCCAGCCUCUUGCGCCACUACUGGACGUAAAUUGACCACGAAAAACUUGCCCAUUAUUAUUUAAUUAUUAUUAUUUUUAUGAUUUAAUUUUUAUAUAUAUAUAGAUAUUUAAAAUAUGUGUUUAUUGGUGUUAGGCUUUGCUAGUGUUUUUCUUUUAUUUUAAUUGUAAUUUUGUUUUGAUACUUAUUUUGGAUGCUUUCAUUAAGAAAAUGGUUACAUUUUCGAAAUUAGCAUUAAA
Calliphora vicina (urban bluebottle blowfly) is the source of this 2563-nucleotide messenger RNA. Its product is annotated as protein regulator of cytokinesis 1-like. Bases 230 to 2389 code for a protein of 719 amino acids. The record is from RefSeq and is a predicted model, not a curated record. Gene Ontology annotation, molecular function: microtubule binding. Gene Ontology annotation, biological process: mitotic spindle midzone assembly; microtubule cytoskeleton organization. Gene Ontology annotation, cellular component: spindle; cytoplasm; mitotic spindle midzone. NCBI's taxonomy places the organism in Eukaryota, Metazoa, Arthropoda, Insecta, Diptera, Calliphoridae. The transcript has a single exon.